Molecule: messenger RNA, 279 nt
Organism: Ramularia collo-cygni
Lineage: Eukaryota; Fungi; Ascomycota; Dothideomycetes; Mycosphaerellales; Mycosphaerellaceae
Exons: 1
Coding region: 1-279 (92 amino acids)
Source: RefSeq, a predicted model, not a curated record
AUGAAAGCCAGGGUGACGACCAUCAAGACUGGCUUCCAUAUCAGCAUGAACCGCAGCUUCAAAAAAGCGAGCUGCAUGGGUAUCCUCCCCGCACCCGAACUUGUUAGCUGCCUCUUCAAUCACACGAGAGAAAAGACUGAUGGCGAAGGACACGAUAAAGUUCAUCAUGCCAAUGGGGAAGGCAUCGAGGAAUCUCGGUCCGCGACGAAAGUUUCACCCGUGAAUAUGAAGUCAGACGGUCCUACAAUGAGCUCAGCUGUUCGUGAUAAAAGAUCCUGA